AUGGAUUCAGGGGAUGGACUCCCUGUUUCUGCUGAGCUAGGACUGACUCAUGACAUCCUCAUGUAUCCCGCACGUCGGUCCGGCCAAAAGCCUGCAAUCAAAUCUGAUAAUGCAAGCCAAGAAGAUCAAGCACAACGUCAUCGACUGACCGAGACGAGACGACGUCACCCUCUCAACGCCGUAUAUGAAACUGGAGAAGAACUGUUCUUAGGAACAUGCGACAGUAGAGGUGUUGGUGGAGUUGGCGUCCUCGUCAACAGGAGUAUGGCAAAGAACAUCGACUCUUUCGAACAACUUACGACCCGAAUCAGACGUCUGCGAAUGAGAAGAUGUGGUCCAACACCAGCUUUGACUAUCUUCGUCGCUUACGCUCCAACAUCAAGCUACGAAGAAGAAGAAUUCGAAGCUUUCUAUAUGGAAAUGGAAAAGUUUUACCGAGAAGAUCAUGCCUUCCACAAGGUCAUAAUUGGCGAUUUCAACGCCAAGGUUGGCCCAAGAAGAACGCCGGAAGAACUUCACAUCGGGACUCACGGCCUACAAUGGAAUGACCAGGGGGAGAGGCUCUCCGAGUUCAUCAUAACGACCAAGACCAUCCUUGGGAACUCGCAAAUCCAGAAGCCCUCCUCUCUACGCUGGACGUGGGAGUCACCCGGUGGAGGGUUCUGCCUGACGGACGUCGGUGUUGUACCAAAGUUCUAUACGGGAUCGGACCAUCGCCUCCUCCGAGGAAGAUUUCCCUUCACAAGGAGAGCAGAGAAAGCCGCCAAGUUCAGAGAGAGAAAUCCCAGGACUACCAUCAACUGGGAUCUCUUCGCUACGCUAGCCGGCUUUUGGGAAGAUUCCGCAAUGGACAACAUCGACGAGGAAUAUGACCGGCUUGUUGAACACCUUCACGACUGCGCGAAGAAGGCUGAGAGUUUUAAAACCACCAAGAGACGCCUAUCUCUUCAAACUCUUGAGCUGAUACGCCAGCGUGGAGCAGCACGAGCUGCAGAGAACCAAGAACUCACGUCCGAGCUCGCAAGGCUUUGCAGAGAGGCGAUAAAGGAAGACCUUGAAGAGAGAAGAGCAGAAGUGCUGGCUGAAGCUGCAGAGGCGGGGAAAAACAUCCGCUAUGCCCGUCGAGACUUCGCCAGUCGCAAGACGAGGAUGACUGCUCUCCGGAGCCCAAAGGGAACAGCCAUUGCAUUAAGAAGAGGGAUAGAGGAAAUCAUCUACGACUUCUACUCUGAUCUCUUCGACAGCCAUGUCCACUUGCCUCCUCACCAUCUGAGGGAAGACGGACAAGUCAUUCCAGAGGUUCUCCCGUCCGAAAUACGACAUGCUAUCAUGUCAGUAAGAAAUCAUACGGCAUCCGGUCCCGACAGAAUAAGACCAGAACACCUGAAGAGUCUUCCGCCAGUACUCAUCAACACCCUGGCGAGGCUCUUUACACGUUAUCUGUCGGAAUGCAAGGUUCCUAAACAGUGGAAGACCAGCAAGACCGUGUUGUUGUAUAAAAAGGGAGAACCACAUGACAUCGGCAACUAUCGCCCAAUCUGCUUACUGUCCGUCAUCUACAAGCUCGUUACAAGAGUGACCCUUAAUAGGACUGAAAAAGUCUUGGAUGAAGGACGACCGUACGAGCAAGCAGGGUUUCGAAAAGGAUUCAGCACGAUUGACCACAUUCACACUGUUUCGAAACUCAUCGAGGUAUCACGAGAGUACAAGAUGCCGCUCUGUGUCACUUUCAGGAAAAAGGCCUCCGACUCAGUUGAGACGGAAGCGGUCGUGGAAGCCUUGGACAACCAAGGCGUCCCUACUCAGUACGUAAAGGGGGAUCCGCAGGGUGAUACAAUCUCACCAAAAAUAUUCGCAGCCACCGUCGAGAACGCAAUGCGAAAGUUGGAAUGGGACGACAUGGGAGUGAAGGUUGAUGGUCGGCAGCUACACCAUUUGCGGUUUGCUGAUGGCAUUGUGCUGAUAACACUUAGCAUCAGCCUGGCGGAACGAAUGCUGACCGAAUUCGACGAAACAUGUGAAUGCAUCGGUCUUCAGCUGAAUCUACAAAAGACGGUGUUCAUGAGGACCGGAUGGGUUUCAGAUGCCCCAUUCACGCUCAACGGAACGAACAUAUCCGAAUACACCAGCUACGUUUAUCUGGGUCGGGAAUUGAACAUGAUGAACAACCUAACUGCCGAGCUGGGCAGAAGGAGACGAGGGGCUUGGGAAGCGUACAAGAGCAUCGAGGAUGUAGUGAAGAAGACCAAGAAUACCCGGCUCCGUACUCACCUCUUGAACACCUCCGCACUUCCUGCUUUGACUUAUGCUUCGGAAACCUGGGCAUUUCGCAAGCAGGAAGAAAACGCAGUGAUCAUCACUGAACGCGCAAUUGAGAGAGUGUUGCUAGGAGUAUCCCGUUUCACGCAAGUGAGGGACGGGACUCGAAGUUCUCUCCUAUCGAUCGAAGAUUAG
Messenger RNA from Necator americanus (New World hookworm), 2454 nucleotides. RefSeq lists its product as uncharacterized. The coding region runs from base 1 to 2454 and encodes 817 amino acids. Lineage: Eukaryota; Metazoa; Nematoda; Chromadorea; Rhabditida; Ancylostomatidae. The record is from RefSeq and is a predicted model, not a curated record. The transcript is spliced from 4 exons.